UUCAACAACGGUUAUAGUAUUAUUUGAUCAUUGAUUUUUUUUAAUGUGGUUUGUUAGAAUCUUCUAACUUCGAUGAAGUUUCUUGCUUUAGUAACCAUGUAUGCUUUGGCGGCUGCCAAACAUGAAAAAUAUAUCGGAUGGAAAACAUACAUCGUGAAUACCACUACUGAGGAACAGGUUAUUAAAUUGGUCUCUACUGGAACUAAAUUGGGUAUAGAUUUCUUAACUACACCUAAUUUGGAGGAAGAAGGACUUCUUCUAGUGAAUCCAAAACAGCAAGAGGAAUUAACCAAAAGUUUGAAUGCUUUAGGCAUACAAUACAGGACUCACGCAGACAAUAUUAAAUCAUUGCUGGAUCACGACGACUUUCUGAUUAAAGAGCAGAAUAAAUCAAUAGCUCUUAGAAGCGAUGUUUUUAUGCCUUAUGACAAUUAUCAACCAUUAGACGUGAUUUACAAUUUUAUGGAUGCAAUUGCCAGUAAGUUCCCCACGACAACCAAACUGGUAAGAAACUCAUUCUCUUUCGAUAGACGUCCGAUCAAAUACAUGAAAAUUUCGAACACUAACUUUCAAGAUGAAAAGAAACCAGUCAUCGUAAUUGAUGGUGGAAUACAUGCUAGGGAAUGGAUCGCUCCUCCUGUUGUAACUUGGAUUAUCAGGAAGCUGACUGAAGGUCUAAAUGAGCGUCAUCUUCUUGAUGACCAGGAUUGGAUCCUCGUGCCCGUUGUCAAUCCUGACGGCUACGAUUAUACUUUUACUCAGGACCGCUACUGGCGAAAAACUCGCUCCACGAAUACCCAUCAUAACGCCAGAAGAUGUCCAGGUGUUGACGGCAAUCGAAACUUUGCUCACUUUUGGAAUACCAGUGACACCAGCAGUGAUCCGUGCUCCUUAAUUUACCCUGGAAAUUACGCCUUUUCUGAGCUUGAAACUAGUCUUAUUCGGGACAUACUCCAACAAUACCGUAGUCGCAUUGUUAUGUAUAUCAACUUGCACAGUUUUGGAAGCAUGAUUCUGUAUCCAUGGCUACAUGACGGUUCUAGGUCUAGGCGGGCUCAUUAUCUCCAUCUAGUAGGUACUGCUAUGGCCGAUGCUAUUCAUUAUCAUUCGUUACAUCACUUCCCUGGAUACAGAGUUGGUAAUGGAGCUACAAUUUUAUACGGUGCUUCUGGCAGUGGGGUCGACUAUGCUCACUCUCUUGGGAUUCCUUUGGCGUUUGCUUUUGAGCUGCCUGGUCUUUCUGAAAGCAAUCACGGCUUCAACCUAGAACCCAGAUAUAUUAAGCAAGUAUGUUUGGAGACUUGGGCUGGUAUCAAAGUGGGUGUGAAGCAGGCUACGAAAUUAUUCAAGAAAAAUUAUUAA
Molecule: messenger RNA, 1362 nt
Organism: Helicoverpa armigera (cotton bollworm)
Lineage: Eukaryota; Metazoa; Arthropoda; Insecta; Lepidoptera; Noctuidae
Product: carboxypeptidase B
Exons: 5
Coding region: 73-1362 (429 amino acids)
Biological process (GO): proteolysis
Molecular function (GO): metallocarboxypeptidase activity; zinc ion binding
Source: RefSeq, a predicted model, not a curated record